AUGGAUGAUAAACUAGUUAGACACGAGGAGGUUUUGAAUGAAGUUAUGACCACUCAAGAGGAACUUUGCAGUACUCAAAAUGGAAUACAGGGCACACUGGAACUGAUCCUAGAGCGACUGACUAAUCUGGAAAGGGUUCCACAAAGAGCACAUGGGGAGAGAACUCAAGGUGAUGGUCUACUGCCUAUACUAGGUCAGGAAAUAAGGCAGCAUCGACCUCCAACAGUACAAGCUCCUGCGCCUAAGUGGGAGCUACCUUACUUUGAAGGUCAUGAGCCUAAAGGGUGGAUUAGGAAGUGUGAGAGGUACUUCAAUUUGUAUAGAACUCCAGAUAACUUGAAGGUGGAAGUAACUGCUCUCUAUUUGAAUGGAUUGGCAGAUAUUUGGUACGACUCCUUAGUACUAAGUAAAGGUGAAGUAAGCUGGACUGAAUUCAAAGAAGAAUUGCUGAUUCGAUUUGGGGAGGAAUUAAUGGGAGACAUAGUAGAGGAAUUCAACAAGUUAAGCCAAACUAGGACAGUGGAUGAAUUUCUAGGUAAGUUUGAGGAGUUGAAGGCUCAAAUGCUGAUAAGGAAUCUUAACUUGGAUGAGUCACACUUCAUAUCCAGUUUCAUUGGGGCUCUGAAGAAAGAGAUUAGGUUUGGGGUGAAGCUAUUCAAACCUACAACUCUACGAUUUGCUAUGGAACAAACUAGGUUGCAGGAGAAGGCCAUAGAAGCUGCUCUCAAACGUACUAAAGUAGUAACCAAAACCUCUCUAAUAACUGGCAAUCCUAGUAGUACCAAAGCACCUACUGCAACUGCAGUUAAGCCAAAUUCAUUCAGGCUUAAUCCUGAGGUAUAUGAGUAUAGGAAGAGUAACCAUUUGUGUUACAAAUGUGGUGAGAAGUAUAAUCAAGGCCAUCAAUACAAGAAGAAGCAACUGAAUAGCAUGAUAAGGACAACAGAGGUUCCUACUGAAACUGGUGAGAUAGAGGAAGAACAAAGCUGUGCAGGGUUGAUCAUUGAAGGAGAAGUGGAACAAGAGAUCAUAGAGGCAGUAUGUUUGAAUGCCCUAUCAGGUGAUAACAAAGGAGUCAAUACCAUACUGGUGCGAGGUACCAUAGGGAACAGGAAACUAACAAUGCUAAUUGAUUCUAGGAGUACUCAUAGUUUCAUUGAUGCCACCACAGUUAAGGAGUCGGGGUACCAAGCCCAACCCUGCCCACUAAUGAGAGUGACAGUAGCUGAUGAAAACUAUGUUAUGUGCACUUCGAUUUGCACGAGCUAUCAAUGGAAAAUGGAAGGUAGACCCUUCCAAGAGAACUUACUGAUUAUUCCACUUGGGGGUUGUGACAUGGUGAUGGGAAAUGAUUGGAUGAAGAAGCAUAAUCCAACCAAAUUCGACCAUGAGAAGAUGUGUGUUACCAUUGGUAAUAAGGGAAACAAGCUAGUAUUGCAGGGCAUUACUGAGGAAGGGAAGUUGAAUAUGAUCACCAGUGGAACAAUGGGUAAAAUUCUAAGGAAAGGUCAGGCUCUAAUAGCUCACAUGUUCAUGAUGAGUGAUGUAAAGGUAGAAGAGCAAGACCCAAUUGGAGAGGCUAUUGAGGAGGUACUGACCUUAGACCACACCAUACCCUUGAAACCUGGGGCUAUGUCAGUUAGUUUGAGGCCCUAUAGAUACAACUAUUACGAGAAGGAGGAAUUAGAAAGACAUGUCAAAGAGAUUCUCACUAAUGGCAUCAUACAACAUAGCCAAUCACCCUUCUCUUCUCCAGCCUUACUUGUCAAGAAGAAAGAUGGGACUUGGAGGUUCUGUGUGGACUAUAGGGGACUGAAUGACAUUACAAUAAAGGAUAAAUACCCAAUACCCAUUGUGGAUGAUCUAUUAGAUGAGUUGAGUGGGUCUGUGAUGUUUUCCAAAGUAGAUUUGAGGGCUGGUUACCAUCAUAUUAGAAUGAAGGUGGAGGAUGUGUACAAGACAACAUUCAAAACUCACAUGGGCCACUAUGAGUUCAAGGUGAUGCCAUUUGGGCUAACAAAUGCCCCAGCCACCUUCCAAGCCUUGAUGAACUAG
Molecule: messenger RNA, 2055 nt
Organism: Nicotiana tabacum (common tobacco)
Lineage: Eukaryota; Viridiplantae; Streptophyta; Magnoliopsida; Solanales; Solanaceae
Source: RefSeq, a predicted model, not a curated record